Molecule: messenger RNA, 973 nt
Organism: Xiphophorus hellerii (green swordtail)
Lineage: Eukaryota; Metazoa; Chordata; Actinopteri; Cyprinodontiformes; Poeciliidae
Product: scavenger receptor cysteine-rich type 1 protein M130-like
Exons: 5
Coding region: 36-785 (249 amino acids)
Biological process (GO): zymogen activation
Cellular component (GO): plasma membrane
Molecular function (GO): serine-type endopeptidase activity
Source: RefSeq, a predicted model, not a curated record
AUCACCUCGGCAGCACAUGCAGGUGGACUCUCAGGAUGCCUGGAAACAGAAAUGGGGAGGCGGUUCCACUCCCACCGGAUUUUUUAGACACUCUGGCUGACCAGGUCUGCCAGGACCUUAAAUGUGGAAGAGUUUAUGCUGUGAAUAAAACCACGCCGCCUCCCAACAUCAAGUGCUACCAGCAGUGUCUUUUCCGGGAUUGGCGUCUGCAGAAGUGCUUACAGGUAGAGAUGGCAGACUGCAUCAUCACCACAGAAGUGGUCUGUGGUCAUCACUCUGUUCGGCUGAAGGGACAUGAGGAUCAGUGCGCCGGGCGGGUGGAGGUCUGGAAGGACGGAAAAUGGGGUACGGUGUGUGACGACAGAUGGGACCUGAAUAAUGGCGACGUGGUUUGUGACCAGCUCGACUGUGGGAUCGCUAUCAGGGUGACGGGUCAGAAUGGAUUGUUCCCUCCAGGGAGCGGACCGAUUCACCUAGACGAGCUGAACUGCACCGGGAAUGAGCAGAACCUGUGGUUCUGUCCGGGUGUCCAGGAAAACUCCGACUGCGGACACAAAGAGGAUGCUGGUGUGGUGUGUUCAGAUUCAAAGGCGUUUUUUGGAGUAACCACAGAAGGUCCGAAAUUCAUUCGUCCUGCAGGCGGUCUGACUUCGCAACAUUUCAGCAUCGUAUUUCUGUCUAUUGGGCUUCUUGUUCUUGUUCUGCUGAGCAUGGUUUUCAUCCGCGUUUACUGUAAUUGGCACGCAAAGUUGAGAUCGGUGAGGACAACGGAGCAGACGGUUUGAACAACCUGUGGACGAUGAGGAGGAGACGAUGAAGAUGGACCAAAGCUUGAAGACGUGUCGGCUCUAAAAUACUGAUUAUUGUUAAAGAUCACUAGUAAUUAAAGGUAUAAUACAUAUUUAUCAUAAAUUAAGGCUAAUUAAAAAAUAAAUAAAAACUAUAAAAUGAAAAUAAACCAUUUCUCACUUCA